AUGAACAAGUUACCGUGCCUCCUUCACCUUGCCGUGGAGCACGCGGUGGGUAUCGUCCUAAACGACGGUUGAACUGUCAGGUGAACGAUUUUAAACCCCUGCCCUUCGAACUGCCGAAAUAUGUUUCAUAUAGACCUCGGGUAAACUAGGGAGCGGCGAGGAAGUGUCAGCCUUCCAACAUCCCAGGCGAGUGAUCGAAGUGCCCCUUCAGGAUUGCCAUUCGAGACCUCAUACAAAGGGCGUCAGAUGCCUGAGAACGAUAUCAAACUCUCGAUUGGCCUCCUGAACAACUGUCUAAUUCUGGUGCCGGUGAAUUGUGAGUAAAUUACGCCAUUCAGUCUGUAGCGCACCCUGAUUAUUGUUCACUAGUAUGCGCGGGAUUUUUUAGACCCUGGGGCCAAAAAUUCGAGAACGCGCAGUGUUCGUUGGCACAGUGUGAAUAUCUGCUGCCCACCUGAGGCCCCAGUCACUUACUAGUACUUGAGGGAAAUUUCAUUUCCGAGGGUUAACUCGUAUCUCACCCCCUAUCUGUCAACCCGAAUCGCAAAACUCCUUCGGUUGAUAGAAUGUUAUGACCGCCUACACAGAAUGGACAAACCAAACGCUGCUUUCUUGGGAACCAGUCGUUUGCCGACCUGCGGGAUAUCUCACGGGAUAUGUCACCAGCAUCACCAUCCCCGCCUUCCACUCAAAAACAGCAUUUUCCGUCCAGGGUGAUAGAGAAACUCCUGCCAAACGAGGUCAUGGUAUCUUCGGAUGUUACGUCCAUCUUUAAUUCUAUUCCCCAGGAUUGGCAAUCGAGACCAUCGAGCUACGCUUAUGAAGUAAACACAAUGAGACGCAAAAUCGUCUUGGACCCGCCCAUGUUCUCCGGCUGCUGAAGUUCUGUCUUAGACGUACUUCGCGUUUAAAUAAACAGUUUACGAGCAGGUGAAAGGUGCUUCAAUGAAGUCGCCGAUUUCGGAACUCAUCUCCAAGGCCGUUCUGCAACGGCUAGAGUCGCUGGUCUUCCAAUACUCCAGACCGAAAUUCAGGGCCUGGUGCGCGGGUGAUGCUUUCGUCGUUAUCGACCGGGAUCACUUGCGAGCAUUUAAAAAAGUCUUAAAGCUGUUUUCCUAGAAAUAAAAUUUACUAUGAAGGGAAAAGAAAUUAACUAGCUGGCUUUCGUGGAUGUCAUCAUAUGCUGCAAAGGAUGUGCUGCCUUAAAGACUAAAGUUCUCAGGAAAACGACAAAUACGACGCAAGUACUGAAUUUAAAUAGCAAUUCCCCAAUCAGCCACAAAUACAGUUCUAUAAGGAUGCUCGAUCGGCACGCUGCGACGCACUCCAGUGAGCCGGAAGACAAGAAUGCUGAACUACAAUACAUUCGACGGGUGUUCGAAGCCAAUGGGCACCCGUUUAACUCCCUUUACCGGUGCAUACACAAACGGGACGAAAGGCCAAAUCUCAGGAACUCCAGUCCUAUCAGUGUGACCAGACAGAUUGCUGGAAUUAACCUUUCAAUAAACUUUAAAUUGUAUCCCAUACUUACUGCAUACAUGCUAUCUCAUGAAAUAUUAACUGAAAUUCCAAAAUGCGUUUUCAAUUCGAGAAAGUCAUUUAAGUAGGCUUGUCGUGUUAAGAACCAUGUCACAUAACGCCAAGAUAUUCCAGUCAGAUCUCGAUGUUGGCCUUUGAACGAGCUUCUUUUGCAAACUACAUUCCAUUCAAUUUUGGAUAUUUUUGCAAAUUUAGACAUAUUUUAUGGAGAACAUGCAUGAAAAUUUAUUUCGUUCACUCAAUUGGUAGCCAACUAUGUCUUCUUUAAAUUUUAUUUAUGAAGAAAGAUCAUCUUUCGGUUUUAUAAAACAUCGGCUGUAUAUGUAGUCAGCAAGAAUUCAUCUGACUAUCGUCAGCAUGCACUUUUAAAAUUUACAACAUUUUGAAACUGGACUUUUGAUUUUUAUGAGCUUAGCAGGGCAGAAUGCGUCUCUUUUACUCUGGUUCAAGAUAUUCGGGAACUGCUUAGCCGCGCCGAAUAUGCACUGUCCCAUCUUUUCGGCUGACCUUCUUCCAACUUGCCAACUAUAUUUUCCACAGGUUUUCCAUCUACCGUGCGUGACCGAUCUAAUGAAAUGUUGGCAAAAAUUUUGGAAUGCGUUUCCGAUUAGGAAGGAUUACUUAGGUGGGGUUGUAAUACUGAUUAGCAUGCAGCAUAAUCCUAUAACACACUGCACUGCAGUGAAAUGGAAGACAAGGUUGCUGAACUACAAUAUCUUCGACGGGUAAUGAGAGCCAAUGGUUACCCGCGCAGCUUUGUCAACCAGUGCAUAUGAAAGGACACCAGAGACCAAAGCCAACUGGCCCCAAAUUUUGACGGGUUUUUCCGUACCUGAAGAACGUCUCGGAAGCCGUUAGUCGUCUUCUCACUCCACUUGGAGUUGGGGUUGUACACAGGCCGAAAGCAACCAUUAGGCGCCAAGUAAAGGGGCCAAAAGACCCACUGCCACGGCAGGAAACGUCUGGGGUCGUUUACCGGAUCUGAUGCAGUUGCGGACAAAGCAACUACGUCGGAGAACCUGGAAGAUUAUUCCGGACGCGAAUUGCCGAGCACGUAGCAGCAGUGAGGUGGGGAGACGCUAGCUCUCAUGUAGCGGCUCAUUCGAUGGGACCUGACCAUAGUUUCAAGUUUCAAGAGGCCGAAAUCCUCGCAAGGGGUGACAACCGUGUGAGCCGCGAGCUGCUCGAAUCAUGGUUCUCAGGCCCGCAAUCCAUCAACAAGCGCAAUGGCCUCCCGCUACCAUAUUCCGUGCUGAAAUUUUGCCUAGGUAGAGGAAUCAGUCACGUGGGGAGGGCGCAGGCCAGCAAUUAUCCCAGGGACAGUGAGCCAAUUUGCUGAGCAAUUGUCACACCAGCAUCCAACAUGGAUGACGAAAUUAUGGCAUUUAAUGGCCCGGACGCGGACUGACAAGCCACCAUCGCAUCAAUUGCGACCUCAGCGGUGAUUGCGAGAGCUGUUAAUUACAGUGUGCAUGUGGUCCUACGACAACGACGGGCUAUAAAUACUGCACUCCUGGUGCCACAAUCACCUUUAUCUGCUAAUGUCUCUGAGGAUGGAUUCGAGUAAGGAUCCGAAAGGUCAGGCACAUAAAUUUCUUGUUCCGGUGAUCGCAUCUUUGUCUUCGGAUUUACGGUCCCCCCACUUCAUCAGGGAUCGUUGCACUUAGUGUGCUGACUGUUUGAUGGCCGACAGUCAUCUAUUGGCGCUGUUUGGAUAUUUAGCUUACUUACUUUGGCCUAGUGUUUUUGUUGGAUAAUGGGUCGCGUUUAUGGUCACGCUAAAAGCGUAUCUCGGAGCGAGUUACCUCGUAGGAUGACUAUUCUUUCCUGGCAGAGAGGUGCCGGCAGACUGAUCCUGUAAACAAGCCAUGACGCACAGACAGACCGACUCAAGUCACCGGGGAUAAGAUACUGUUUUUACUACCGCUUGGUCAGAUCUUGACUACCAGUCCUCUCAGAUUAUGACUCCUGGGCUUGUUUGGUAUGCUCUCUCACCUUUUUUCCUUGCCCAUCACUACAACCCGUCAGUCCACCAUAGUUUUCCUCCUUUUAUUUCUGCUUACAGAUCAGCCAGACCCAAGUUGAUACUGUCAUGAAGUACAUUGAGUGCGGCAAGACGGAGGGUGCACGUCUGGUGACCGGUGGUGCUCGACUGGACCAAAAGGGCUACUUCAUCCAACCCACGGUUUUUGCCGAUGUCACUGACGGAAUGGGCAUUGCAAGGGAGGAGAUCUUUGGUCCGGUCCAGUGCAUCCUCAAGUUCAACACUCUUGAGGAGGCUAUUGAGCGCUCUAACAGCACCACCUACGGUCUGGGUGCCGGCCUAUUCACUACUGAUAUGGAUAAGGCCAUGCGCGCCUCGCAGGCUCUUCAGGCUGGUUCAGUCUGGUGAGUAGGUGUCCUCAUGUCCCCCGCCCACGAGGUGGCGGCCCCCUCGAAUUUUACUGGCGUACAGUUUAUAGCUGAUGCAAUGGCAGAUGAGGCUGAAAGUUAUCCGAAAAUUGGGAAACAUUUUAAAACAUAAAUACACCCCUUCUUCAAGCAUAAGAUAUGAAGAAAAUGAAAUUACCUACCAAAUGAGCAAAAAGGCAUAUUUUUGUACAUGUUUUCUGUAAAAUAUACUUGAAUUUGUGAGACCAUCGAAAAUAAAUCGGAACAAUGCCUGCCACAUAAAUAACCCUUUUUUUACCGAAUGCGGUUUCCUGCAGGAGGUCAAAAAGAAAUGCAAUCAAAAACCGACAUCCUGGCAAUUCCGAAAUGUUAUAGGAUUAUGUUGCAUGCUUAUCAGUAUUACAACCCCACCUAAGUAAUCCUUCCUAUUUGGAAACGCACUCCAGAAUUUUGGCUAACAUUUCAUGAGUUCGGUCACAUACUGUAUCUUUUGAAGAGGACGGAUUAACUAUAAAUUGAUUUCUUAUCUGCGCAUUUCUUUGGUGUGUGUGUGUGGGUGGCCGAAUGAUUUUGACGCAUAUGUAAGUAUAACGCUUCUCCUAACGUUAGUUUUGCCUCUUUAUGAGCGCACUAUACGGUAGAGUUGACCAUUCGACCUUUAAAAAGAUCCUGUAGUUUCGUAGAAACACAAAAUGCGCAAUAACACAGCGCGGAAUCCAAUUUCUCUAUGAUGUCCACUCUACGUCACCGGCAAUUUUAGCAUUCUGUGCAGAAACUUGAUCACAUACACACCUGCCAUGCAUGCACAUUUUCGACUGACUUUCCACAGCUCUAUGACCCAAAAGAGGUGAGUUCGGUCGGUCGUUGUGAAAAUCAACGGGGCCUACGUGAUUGCUGGUUGUAAAAAAGGCAUAUACUUCUCAAUUAUCAAUCACGCAUCUGACCUGUCUCCGCCACUAAACGAUGCCGGUUGCAUUUCAGUGCUUUGCAGGAGAUUGCUUUUUGUGCCUGGGGGGUAGGGCGAGUUUGGUUUAUACCUUUAUCCAUUUCAUCGCCUUUUUGACAGCCGCGUAGAUCAUGUCACAUCGCCGACAGUAAAUCUCCUCCCCUGUACAUUAAACGUACACCAUCAUGACCUGCACUGAUCCAUCUUUAUUCACGGGACGUGAUAUGGGUUUCUUUUUUCCUUUAGAAUGACGGCUGUAAGCCCUAUUCCGUUGGACGGUUUUGUUUGUUUAUAUUCAAGACUGCUCCUACAUUAGGUGAACUUACUCAUGAAAUGUCAAUCGAAAUUCCCAAAUGCGCUUUCGUUUCGAAAAGACUAAUUAAGUAGAGUUAUAGAACUAAUUAGUCUGCAGCGUAAUUCUACAAUAAUCUACUUACCUCAGGAUGCUCGCAUUGGAGCGAACGUCUUUACUUCUGCAUGCAAAAACCUACACUCUGUAAAAAUGAUUAGUUAUGUAGCAUGCACUUUUGUCAUUGAUUUUCGAUUAUUUUUUCGUGGAAAACACGCAUACAAAUGUUCAUUCUUCUACAUAUUCGGUAGAAACUUUUACCUUCUUUCAAGUUUGUACUCGAAGGACGGGUAAAAAAACAGUUUUCAAAAUCUUUUCCAAUUCGUGAGUAUUUUGAGCGGGACCUGGCGUUACAGUUGCAUUCAGGGUUCCCAAAUUACAAGUCGUAUAUGUUCCGCGUACGGAAAACCAUACAUCUCUGUACGUAUUAAGAGGAGACCAUAUGGGAUGCGUAAAAUUUAGCAAUGGACCUGAUCCAUAUUGUUAACUUUAAAAGCCACGUUAGUAAAUGCAGAAGCAUGACGUUUUAUGAACGGCCAUUGUACGCUAUAAAAAAAAUUCCACAAUCGAAAACUGUUUGGAUCGAAUUACACUCUUUAUUCGAGUUUGAAAUUGGAAGGAGACCUUAUUUUCUACCGUAUGGGCAAAUGAAUGAAUAUGUUUAUGGAUGUUUUUCAUGAAAUAUAAUUAAACUUUUAAGGGCAACGAAGAUCAUUGACAAGCCUGCAUGCUACUUAAGUAGCAUUUUUUACAGAGCAUAGUUUUUGCAUGCAGCUAAAAAAGUUCGUUUGAAAGCCCGAAUCCCGAGGUAACUGGAUUGUUAUAGAAUUGCCGUGUACGAUGAUUAGUUUUACAACCCUACUUAAUUAAUCUCUUUUAAUCGGGAAGGCAUUUUGGAAUUUCGCUUGACAUUUCAUGAGUUAGCCCACCCACUCUUUAUCUGGUGUAAGGGCUGCAAUGCUAUCUGACAGUCGCUUUGCGAGAUGCAUGAUUUAAACCUUGCGUAAUUGUUGGGAACACUUAGCAAUCCUGUUGUGUUGGUGGAAGGCCCAGGGUUUUCUAUCUGUGUCUAGUCGCUGCCAGAGAGACAAAGCACAGCAUUGCCAAUCUAAUCACGAGGCCUGUGGAAAAUAAUAACCAACGCAAUUAUUUUACCGGCCAAUGCAAAUUCUGGUUAAUUAUUGCUAGCCUUUUCCCAGCCUUUCCUUGCCACUUUAGGCCGUCGAGAUGACCCUUGCCAAGUGCGUCUGAAAAACCUUUUGGCUUGUCCUAAAAGGGUUGCCUUUAGGUAAAAUUCAUGGAUCAUUUCUGAAGUAUUUACGUUUUUCCCCAGUUUUGAUAAAAACGAUUCUUCCUGUUUUUGUGCUUACUACGCUCCCGACUAAGUCUGACUAUAAAAAUGAACUGCUACUAUAUUUUAAGACUAUAAAUGAACGCGCAGGUAGGUCAUAUCCGCCAGCCAACUAGUAGUCCUUUCGAAUAACUUUUAGUCGAGUCCUGCUGACUUAUCUGAUUUUAAGCCUGCUUUGAGCAGAUUUUUGGGAUUGGCUUAUUUCGUGCACUGUCAAUAAGUCGAUUUUAUAAUAUAACACGACUAAAAAAAUUACUUAUUUCACAAUUGCUUGUAUGACUUUGGACGUAGAGCCAGCAAGACGGUGUAACAUUGUGCCGGAACAUGAUGAAGGAAUACAGCGAAUUAUAAAAGGGAAAGGAGAUGAUAAAGCAAUGAUGCCUUGCAAUGGAUAAAAAGAAAGUCAAAUACAGUAGAUGUGCUAACUCAUGUAAUGUCAACCGAAAUUUCGAAAUGCGUUCUCGUUUCGAAAAUAUAAAAUAAGUAGUGUUGUAAAACUAAGCAUGAUGCAGCAUAAAUCUAUAAUGAUCCAGUUACCUCAGGGUGUCAGCUUGCGAAAGAACUUAUUUUCGACUGCAUGCAUGAUCUACACUCUGCAAAAAAUGACUACUAUGCAGCAUGCAAUUUUCUCAUUGAUUUUCGAUGCCCUUGAAAAUGCAAUUAUAUUUCAUAGAAAGAAUGCAUAAAAAUAUCCAUUCUUUUACUUAUUCGAUAGAAAAUCACGUCUUCUUACAAUUUUAUACUCAAAAAAGAGUAUAAUUCGUUUUUAAAAAAACUUUUUUAAUUCCCGAAUAAUUUUGAACCUGACCUGCUGUUACACUUGCAUUCAGGGUUUUAAAACUACAAGCUGUAUAUUUUCCGUGUAUGGAAAACCAUGCACUUCUAUACAGUGUUAAGAGGAGACCAUAUGAGUUUCAUAAACUUAAGCAGUGGAUUUGAGAAAUAUUGCUAACUUUACAAGCCACAUUCGUAAAUGCAGAUGCAUGAAGUUUCAUGACUGGCCAUUUAACGGUAUUAAAAAAUCCCACAAUUAGACACUUUUUUAAAACAAAAUUAUACUCUGUUUUUGAUUACGAAAUUGAAAGAAGACGUGAUUUACUACCGAAUAAGUAAAAGAAUGAAUAUUUUUAUGCAUGUUUUCCAUGAAAUAUUAUUGCAUUUUCAAGAGCAUCGAAAAUCAAUGACAAAUUGCAUGCUACAUAAGUAGUCAUUUUUUACAGAGUAUUGAUCAUGCAUGCAGCCGAAAAUAAGUUCUUUCGAAAGUCGACACCCUGCGGUAACUGUAUCAUUAUAGAUUUAUGCUGCAUCAUGAUUAGUUUUACAACACUACUUAAUUUAUCUUUUCGAAACGAGAACGCAUUUCGAAAUUUUGGUUGACAUUUCUUGAGUUAGCACAUCUACUGUAAGUAGUAAUUAGUGUCAGUGAAUUUAAAAAACUAUCUGGUCUCAAUCAUACCAUCGCGGAUGCAGUAAGUAACAGAUCUCGUUAACUGUUGGCCAAAAUUCUGAAAUGCGUUUUCGAUUAGGAAGUGUUACUUAGGUAGGGCUUUAAUACAGAUUAUCACUCAGCAUAGCCCUAUAAUAUUUCGGACUUGCCAGGAUACUGGCUUUUCAUAGCGCUUUUUUCAAUCUCCAUUAAAAGCAGCACUUGGUAACAAAAUGACUUUUUAUGUAGUGUGCAUUUCUCACGUCGUUUUUUGAUGGUUUUAUAAAUUCAAAUUCGUUUUGGAGAAAACACGCAUUUAAACGUACUAUUAUUUUGUUUAUUUAAUAAAAAAUCACGUUUACUUCAGUUUUUUUACUCAAAGAAAGAGUUAAUUUACGUUUUAAAAAAGUCAUAUAAAUUCUAGAAAAAGUUAAGCUACACUAACAUUUGGCGACUUCAAUCUACAAGAUGAUAUACAGUGCGUGACCAAUCUCAUAAAAUGUUGGCCCAAAGUCUGAAAUUUGUUUUCGACUAAAAAGGAUUAGUUAGGUGCGUCGUAAGAUUAAUUAUUAUGUAGCCUAGUCCUGUACUAUUUUGGACUCGACAGCAUGUCCGAUUUUGAAUGCAGUUCUAUACGACUUCCAACAGAAACCGCAUUUGGCAAAAAAUGAAUACUUUAGUGGCAAGUAUUUUUGUACAUUAAUUUUUACUGGUCCUAUAAAUUCAAAUAUAUUUUAUAGCAAACAUGCAUUAUAUUUUUAUAUAUGCUUCCUUUUACUUGUUUUGUAGAACCCGGCAUUAGCUUCACAUCUUAUACCCGAAAAAGUGCAUAUUUAGGUUAUUACAAGGUUUCCCAAUUCCUGAAUAAUUUUUAGCCUGAUCAGCCAUUGCACUAGCGUCUAGCGAUUUCAGUCUGCAAGUUGCAUGCGUUCCUCGUAAGGAAAAUCAUAUAUUCCUCUAUGCCUUUAGAAGGAUACUCUAUAGAGUUCAUACAAUUUAGCAAUGGAUAGAGGAUGUGUUGUACACUCCACGAGGAACAUUGGUAAACGUACACGUGCGAUGCUGUAUAUAUGGACCUUACACGACUUUGAAGACCUCAUAGUUAGAAACUUUUUUAAAACCAAAAUAAAACCUCUCUUAGGGUACAACAUAUAAAGCCAAUGUAGCUUUCUACCACAAAAGUACAAGAAAGCAUAUUUCGUAUAUGUUUUCUAUAAAAUAUAUUUGAAUUUAUAAGACCAUUGAAAAUUAAUGUACGAAAAUACAUGUUACUUAAGUAGUCAUUUUUUGCCAAGUGCAGUCCCUGUGGGAAUUAAAUUCCAAAAUUGGACGUCCUGUCGAGUCCAAAAUACUACAGGAUUGUGCUACAUAAUUAUUAACUUUUACAACGCACCUUAUUAAUCCUUCCUACUCGAAAACACACUUCGGAAUUUCGGCCAACAUUUCAUGAGAUCAGUUACGGACUGUACUUUUCGCGCAAAGAAAAUCUUAUAUUUCUAAAUAUCUUUAAGAAGAUAAAAUGUAUAAUUAACUAAGUUUUGCAAUGCGCGUGAAGUAUGUUGUAUACUUAAGAAACGGACAGAUACGAUGCUGUACUAAUAGACAUCGUAUAUCUUUUAAAAAUCGCAUAAUAAAUUUUUCUAAAGUCAAAAAAUACUCUUUCUUUGGGUAUUAAGUACAAAGUCAAAUUGAUUUGUUAUUAAAUUAGCAAACAAUAAUUAAUUUAUGUUUUUUUUAAAAAUAUACUUGAACUUUUCAGGCCAUCGAAAAUCAGCAUGAAAAAUGCGUACUACAAAAGUAGUCAUUUUUACUGAAUGCGGUUUUUACUAGAGGUCGAAUAAAAAGCAUUUAAAGGCCGACAUCCUGCCAAGCCCUGCAUUUUGCAGGAUAAUGCUGAGUUAUGAUCAGUCUUACAACCCUACCUAAGUAAUCCCUUCCAAUCAAAAACGAAUUUCAAAAUUCCGACUAACACUUCUUCAGAUUGUUCUCACUGCUGGUGACAAAUAUGUACUAGCUAAGGGACAAAAGGCCCAAUAGUCAAAUUCUGCAAGGAGUUCUGGUAAAAGCGACGAUGGUUCUUCUUGAAGAUUUAUGUAGAAAAUCAAUUUUGGCAACCUUCGAAAUCCAAAAUAAGCGCCUUCAUUUUUUAUUAUGGAUCCAGUACAGCGCACCGUCCUUAAGUAAACCUAUCUUACACUGUGUAUUUGUCCUCCAUCAGUGAAAUUCGGCCUGACAUCCCCGACGUUUUACCAAAAGCCCAAUAAAUUACACGCUGUGAAUACCACGAGGCCAUGCCUCAGUUAGACAUUGAUUUCGGUUCAGAUUCUCUUGUCAACUCAAGCGAAGUUCCAGAAACUAGUCAGUAAGGAGGGAAAGCGAUCGAGGGAACAAGAGCUUUAUUCGCCUGACGUUUCGGAUUCUCGCUGGAACUCAUCAUCAGAGACAGCGACCGAAACAAGUAAUUCCUUCACAGGCGGUUGCAGUAUUUAUAGGACCCAGUCGCUAUGCUACCGCAUAUCUACGAUAAUUGACCGCUCUCCCUUUCAUCGAGAAUUGCUGCCCGCCGGUGCGCUAAUUGCUUUACGGCCGGCAUGCAAGUUCUUGACUACUAAAAUCUCAUCAUCCGUGUUGAAUGCUGGCGUGAUUAUCACUCGUCCAUUUGGAUCACCGGCAUGUGCGCUUUGGCCAGACUAUAUCUCAACAGGGAACACGGAGAGGAGAUGUCGUUGCACUUGUUUAUAGACUAAGAUCCCCUGAAACACGACUCAAGCAACUCGUCACUCACGCGAUUAUCACCCCUUGGAAGAAUUUCGGCCCCAUUGAACUUAAAUGUGUGGCCGGGUCAUGUCGAAUAAGCCGUGACCUGAGAGUCGGCAUCAUUUCUCCCCACCGCUGCCGUGUGUUCGGAAAUUCGCGUCCGGAGGAGUCUUCCAGUUUCUCCUACGUAACUGCUUUGCCCGCAACGCACCAGGUCCGGUAAACGACUCCAAAUGCUUCUUGUCGUGGCAGUGGGGAUAGCGGUCAAUUAAUGUAGGUAUGCAGUAGCAUUUCGACUGCGUCCAAAAAAUACUGCAGCUUCCUGUGCACGAAUCAUCUGUUUCUGUCACUGCCUCUGAUGAUGGGUUUGAACAAGUAUCUGAAACGUCAGGCUAAGAAAGCGCUUGUUCCCGCGAUCGCCUCUACUUCCUAUAUCCUUAUGUCAACUGACUAGCCUAGCCUGAAAAGCGUUGUUCCGAAGGAUUUACAUCAAGUCCUCAUAUUAAUUUCUAAGAAGACUAUAAAGCUGAAAUUGCAAAAUUAGAAUACCUAUCAAAAGGCACAAGGGGAAUGAUGAGCUGGGUACCUCGCAGCUUGAGCCAUGCGAAGACAAAAAAUCUGCAAAAAACGUGCCUACGAUGUUAUCCAACACCUAGCUUGUCAGUAUGGCAAAUGAUCAAGUACGCAAAAGUACUUGGCCUUAUGAUUCAAAAAAACAAAUAGAAUAUAUAAAAUCCAUGCGAAUGGAUGAUUGGUCAGUGGUGGCCGUGUGGAGAAGAUUCUAGAUGUGCUAUCCCACAAAACUGUGACAGACAUUCUUAAAAGUGUUUCAGGUCCGAAACGAUAGCUUAGAUAGAGUUGUAAUGGUCAUGCUGCAGAAUCCAAAGAUAUUUCGAUCAAUUUAUGAUGCCGGCUUUUUAAACAAACUUCCGUCUGGCCACUUGCAUAAACUAAACUCGAUAAAAAAUGACUGCUCCAGAAGUAUGAAUUGUUCUCAUUUAUUUUCGGAGCUCUUAUGUAUUCAACUACAUGUUAUGGGAAAAUUGUACACAGAUAUUUGAUUUUAGCUAUUUGGAAACUGGUCAUGCCUUUUUCAAGUUUGUGUUAAAAAUGGUGUUAUUUUGUUUUAAAAGUUCUUUGUCAUUUCCUAGCUAAUUUUUAGCCCGACCUGCAUAAGAUUCUGUAUUAAAAAUUUCCAAACUACAAACUAUAUAUUUUCCACGUAAGGAAAAUUAUACAUUUCUAUAUGUUAUUUAAAAGAUAUCUUACAAAACACAUAAGAUUUUACAGUCGAUUUGGAUUAUUUUGUUUCAGGCAAUAUUAAUAAAUGUCGAGAUUCGGUGUUUAAUGAGUAGAUAAUUCGCAGUCUCAAAAAGCCCAAAACUGGAGACUUUCUUAAGAACCGAAAGAUACUCUGUUCUCUAACAUAAAAUCUGAAGUCGGCGCACCUCGUUACUACUGAGUAAAAGAAAAAAUAAUUUUACACAUUCCUAUGAAAUAUUUUCGAAUAUAUGAGGGCCUCCAAAUAUAACAGGGGAAAUAGUUAUCACUAGAAGAGUCGUUUUUAUCAAAAGUUGUUUAUGCAUGCGGCCGGAAAAAAGCUUGCUCAACAGCUGACAUCCUGUUAUGACUGCAAUAUUCUAGGAUUCCGCCGCAUGGUCCUAAAUAUAGAUACAGCAAUUUUUUCGAAUCGAAGACACAUAUCUGAACUUCGGCAAACACUUCAUGAGGUAACACAUUCACUGUAAGUUUAAGUUGAACGGAUAAUCAAAGCCCGAGGGGAACCAUCACGUUGCACAAACACGGAAAAAUAAAGAUUAAAAUAGGACUUCGAUGAUACAAAUUGAAGCGGAUUUCGGCAAAAUAUAUUUAGAGCUGUGCAGACGGAUGUUAACAUUUCGAGUUUCGCAAAAUUCGCUGGAAUUCCAAAGCUAUAAUAAAAUUUUGCCAGUCUCUCCGGGUCUUCGCCUCAACUCAAUACACCGACAGGUUUCCGCUAAAGCGACAGCAUAUCACAGAAGACCUUUGGUAUCUUACAUGCCCUGGCAGCAUUAUCAUUGCAUUAUUUAGUAGCCCUUGGACAUCUGAUGCGGUAUUUACCUAAAUCUACCGCACUAAUUAAGCCCAAGAUUCGGCGAGUAUUGCUGGCAGGCUAUAAAAACGUCAGGACAGCCACUCCCGGUUUACCGACGCUCAUCAGCCAUGCACUGGUGGACCUGAGUCGAAGAGACUCAGCAAUCUAUAAUUUCCAAUUUUUGCAACAUCAUCAGAAAAAUCGUUCUUCACUCACCAUGGCCAGGUCACAAAGGCCUAAAUGCUAUUAAAACUGUUAGCAAAAGCUGGUCGACGAAUCAAAUCUUAAUUUCCAUAUUUCGCUCUCCUAACGCGACAGCAAACUUGCAAAGCAGGAUAUAACUGUGCUCUAAAAGCCAGCAGGUAUGACGAAAACCAUCUGGGGUUGUACGGAAGGAUUUAACAGCAGUUAGCCCAGUGUAUGGUAGAUCGGGGAAAUUACAAAAAAGUAAGUUCAGAAGUUGUUUGACCGUUAGCGACAAAGAAACACCUUUGUUCAGCAGCAAUUGAAAAGAAUCCGGCAUUGAAGCUGACUGAAAGCAAACGUCACAUGGGACCAAUUUCCACCCAUUUACAGGAAAAUCGCAUUUCGACGACCAUGCCAUAAAAUGAUGCAAGCCUUCUUGUAGAAGUUAGAUGUCGACUUCAUUUUUUAACCGAAUCACCAACGAUCAUAUCAUCAGCAUGUUUAGCACAAAAUGCGAAUUUUUUGUUAGCAUUUGUGCUAACACUCCAGCCAUUUGCUUGACAGUAAGUGUAAAACAGAUGCUGCCUACCUUAAACUUCAUUUCCCGCCUGACUGGCGGGGCAUUCAAAAGUUAAUCAACACCAACGUCCCUUUCUCCAUUAAUUCAACUGUCCGUAGUGGGAGUCCGGUCGCAGCCUCCCUGCCAAGCAUCUGUUUAUAUGAGUAGCCGGAUGCAUUUCCAAGCAUAGGGCCUCGGCUGUGAAAGACGAAAGACGGGCAAUAAGGGCUCCUUGCAGUCACGCCUGUCUUUUUAUUCAGCGACAUUUUUCAGUUACUUAUCAGUCAUCGCAACACGACCGACCGCGUAGACUGUGGAUCGAAACGGGAAGUCUUUGCAGGCGCUCCAGGUAAGAUAGAUAAGUGAUCUGAAUGUCCGUUUGACUUGAAGCAACUCAUUUUACUUAUUAGUGCGGCGCUCGCACUGGCUUGAGCAAUGCUUUGUUUCGAGAGCGAAUUAUCAUCUUCGUUGCUUAUUUGUUGAUUGCAGCUUAGGCCAAGACAAGUUCUGUAGGGGACCGAUGAAGGAGUAGAACAGGGUGAAAUUAGAAGACCGUUGAGCACUUUUGUUUUUUAGGGAAAAAUCCCCCCUGUCUGGUCUACGACGACCAAAUAUCCGAACGUAAAAAUAACCAGCAUCCAAUAUAACACGCGAAGUGAUAAUGACGGCGGCAACUAGUUAAUGAGCUGAUUCAGACAUCUGCCUGCUCGCUUUAGUCAGCUACCAGCUACGGCGGAAAUUUGAGGUAAAAACCUGCAUACACGCUAAGUAGAUGGCACGCAGAGUAGAUUUAUUCGCCAUAGACAAAACGAAGUUCGGUAGGGGUCGGCUACGUUGUCCUGGUUCCAAAUGUAAGUUCAAUGUGGGUGUUGAAAGUAAUGUAAGCCGAAGCGGGGUGCUAAAAUUGUUAGUGGGAAAGUGGCUAAAGCUAAAACGGCAAGGAGCAACCUGAUGUUUCGGCCCAGAGGAAGGGUUAGUUUUAGAGUGUGGGUUAGUGUCAGGCUGAGGAAUGAGUUUAGGGUUUGUGUUACGUUUAAGAAUUCCCGUUAGAGUUAGAGUUUGGGCUGCGGUUUAGGUUUAGUGUUAGGGUUGGUGUUAGGGUAAGUGUUAGAGUUAGGAUAGUAGGCUAGAUCGCAGUUGGUAGCCAGGAAUGGGGACGCGGACGGCGACCUUAACCCUAAUUUUAACGUUAACCCUAAUCCUUACCUUAAUCUUUAACGCUAACCGUUAAACCUAACGGCAACCCUUACCUUAACCCUAACCGAAAUCGUAAACGUAACCGUAGCCCUUACACAUAGCCGUAAAUGGAAAACUUUACCGUUAUACUGAAACCCAAUCGUACGCUCAAACCCUAACCGUAACCCGAAAACCUAAGCCUAAGGGCAUAACCCUAACCCCAAAAUCGGAAACCAUUAACCGGUACCCAAAUCCUAACCUCGAACGUAAAACGCAAGCCAAAGGGGACAGAUGUGAUUAUGGAAUCUCACACAAUAGCCCCAGUAAACAAACUUCCCCGCAACCUGUAAUACGGGUCCUGGCUUCUAACUGCUAUCUAACCGGAUAGUAUUACUGUUAAGGUUAGGGUUAGGGUUAUGGUUAAGGCUGGGAUAGGGGUUUGGGUAGGAGAUAGGCUCUGGGUUAGGGCUAGGGUUUGUGGUAGGCUUAGGGGUAGACUUUGUGUUAAUUUUAGGGUUAGCGUUAGGUUUGUAAUUACGUUUAGGACUAGUUUUACCCUUAGGUUUGGUGUAUUGCUGGCCCGCGUGUCCCGUCAGCCAGACCGUUUUCGGGGAUUCCAGGCUUUUUUCAGUCUCUUGUCUUUUCCCCUUUAGCUCCCAUUACUGUCUCCACUAACGAUUUCGGCAUCCCACUUCGGCCUACUUUACUUUCAAUGUCCACACUGCACUUACACACUUAGGACCAGGACAGCGUAAUCGACCCUUGUCCGCAGGUCGUCAGUGGCCAUGCACUCGCCUAUGACUUUCGCGGUGCAUUUUUCUGCAGGCGUGGGUUUGAUCGCCGUUGGUAGCCAAGAAUGGGAAGCGGACGGCGACGUAACCCUAUUCCUAACCUUAACCCUAACCCUAACCUCAACCUUAAACGUUAACCGUUAACGCUAACAGUAACCCUGACCCUAAACCUAGCCGAAAUCGUAAACGUAACUGUAGCCCUUAGGCAUAGGCGUAACUGGAAAACCUAACCGCAAUACUGAAACAUAAUCGUACGCUCAAACCCUAACCGUAACUAGAAAAUCUAAGCCUAAAUGCAUAACCAUAAUCCGAAAAUCGGAAACAGUUAACCGGUGUCCUAAACCUAACCUCAAGCGUUAAACGGAAGCCAAAUGGAUUAUGGAGCCCCACAAAAUAGCCUCAGUAAACAAACCACCAGCCAUCUGUAAUGCGGGGCCUGGCUACCAACUGCGAUCUAGCCCAGGCGCGUGGAAACAAAAAUACAUCAGUCUUGGGUUUUUUAAAUUUCCUCAGAUACUGAUCGCUAACUUGGAGUGAAUCGGUCAAUUCUAGACCUAUAGACUCAGACUGGAACCCGAUAUGAAUAUUUGGGCCGAAGCCCAUAAGCCACAGUUGAAUAACAGCGUAAUAUGCAUAAACUGUGAAAAGGUGGUCAAUACUUCAUGUAUAGGUCGCAAAAUAUACCAUUCAAGACAACAGAGGUACUAGCCGAAACCGCAGACACGAGAUUCGUCGAUAUUUUGCCAGUGCAUGGCACACCUGUGAGGGGCUCGAGUCCUCAAUGGGUUUCCCAGUAUUUCGCGUGUUCUUCCUGUUGCGGCUAGUAGUAUAUUUUGGUGCAACAAUAUACCAUACUAGCAGCACAGGUACUAGCUAAAAGCCCAGAAACCUGUUUUGCCGAUAUUCUGCCGCUUCCUGACAGAGCUGCGGAAGGUUUCAGCAGGAAAACAUACAGUGAGCACUGGGGGACCCAAUUAUGAGUCGACCCCUCGCCGCUGUAUCAUGCAGCGGCAGAAUAUCGGUAAAACACGUGUCUGGACUUUCAGCUAAUGCCUCUACUGCCAACUAUGGUACCUGUGCUCAUGCAUCUGGCUUUCAGGUACAAGUGAGUUCCCCCAGGCCUCCAUGUGUCCACAUCGUGCUAACUGGAAAAUCGACCGGGCAACCAGUGACAACUUGUAAGCCGAUGAAGACUGAGAAAACAAGGAUGUCAGCUGCUUUGUAUUAGUACGCAAUGUCCUCUUCAGCCGCACUCAGAGGCACGUUGCUAAAACGUAUUCGAAAAAUGCCAAUAUAAUGGCGCUGCUGAUAAUUCGUCCCUUUGGCAUUAAAUGUCGCCUUUAUAUGACCCUCAUAAAUCAUCAAGAAUUAGUUUUGUAAAAUAACUACAGAAAAGGUGCUAAAUCAUUAAAUGUAAACCGAAAUUUUGAUAUCCAUUUACGUCUCGUAAAAGAUCAAAUAAGAGCGGUUGUUAUAUUUAUCAGCAUGCAGCAUAAUCCAGAAAUAAUUUAGCUUUUUCAAGACGCCAGCUUUUAAAAAGAAAUUCUUCCCGGUUGCCUGUUAAAACAACUAUGUAAAAGGCAACUACUUACGUAGCAUGGAUUUUUCUCAUUGAUUUUCGGUUUCGUCAUAAAUUCACUUAUAUUUUCUGAAGAACGUGCAUAAAAAUAUUUAUUCAUUUACUCAUUCAGUAGAAAACUAAUUUUUCUUAAAAUUAUGUAUUUUAAAAAGGGAUGUAAUUCGGUUUUGGGUUUUCCAACUUCGGAAUAAUUUUAAAUGCCACCCGCCGUUAUACUUGCAUUCAGGGUCUCUAAACUAUAAGCUGUAUAUUUUCCAUGUAUUGAAAAUUAUACAUUUUCAUACGCUAUUCAGAGGAGACUAUAUGCGGUUCAUAAAAUUUAUAAGUCGAUUUGAGACAUAUUGUAAACUUUGCAAGCAACAUUAUUAAAUGCAGAGACACGAUGUGUUAUGAACGGGAAUUUCACGGUGUUAACAAUUUUCAUAAUUAGAGACUCUUUAAAACCGAAUUAUACCUGGUCUUCAAAUAUUACAUUUGAAGAAUACGUCAUUUUCUGCCGAAUGAGCAAGAAAGUGAAUAUUUUUAUGCAUGUUUUCUCUUUAAAAAAAUAGUUGAAUUUGAAGAAGAAGAAGAAGAAGAAGAAGAAGAAGAGGAGUCGAGCACCGGAACAAUUCGUUUAUUAUCCUGAGCUUUCAGACUCGUACAGGAGUCCAUCGUCAGAGGUAGUGGCAGAAACAGGACAAGCGGCAGUUAUAAGGCACGUAGACCCGAUCAUCGACCGACGUCGCACGACUGGAGGUGACUACGAAGGGCUCUGUACGCCCACGCCAGAUCGAUAAAUCGAUUGGCCGAGUUCUCAUCCGAGGCCCAGGCUUCAAUCAAUUCUCGGCCUGUUUUGUUUCUGGCGUGGGCAACUAUUUUGGUGGCUGCGAAGUCAAACUCGUGACCCAUUUCGUAGGUGUGGGCGGCCACUUGUGAUAAUGCGUCGCCUCGCCGCACAGCUAGCUUAUGUUCAUGUAUGCGCAGCCACCAAACUAGUUGCCCACGCCGGAAACAAAACAGGCCGAGAAUUGAUUGAAGCCUGGGCCUCGGUCAAUCGAUUUAUCGAUCUGGCGCGGGCGUACGGAGCCCUUCGUAGUCACCUCCAGUCGUGCGACGUCGGUCGACGAUUGGGUCUACGUGCCUUAUUACUGCCGCUUGUCCUGUUUCUGCCACUACCUCUGACGAUGGACUCCUGUACGAGUCUGAAAGCUCAGGAUAAUAAACGAAUCGUUCCGGUGCUCGACUCCUCUUCUUCUUCUUCUUCUUCAAAUAUGUAUACACCUGGGACUCGAAAUUUCGCCUUCAUUCAUAGUUGAAUUUUUAAGGGCAACAAGAAUCUAUAAGCAAAACGCGUGCUAUUUACGUAAUCAUUUUUUACAAAGUGGUUUUUGAGGGCGGGCGGUCGGACACGGGACAUAAAUCCCCCAUUGCCUUUAUUUUUGGGAGGUUAUGGCUACUGCUAGAAUUGUUAUAAUUAAAGUUAUGAGGGUUAGUGUUAGAAUUACGGGUAGAAGUGUUAAAAGCAAAAAACAUGAAUGGGUAUCCCCGCAUUUUGGCGCGAGGUCAUCUGUAGAACGAGGCAUCCCCAUUUUCCACCAUAAUUCUGUAAGAUGUUCUUAGUGAAACAGCAACCUUCGAUACAUAGACCGCUGUAUAGCUUAUUGAUCACAACCCCCAUUUACACAUCAGGUCUUGCACAAUCAGUUCUAUCUGGAUGCGAAUAUACGAGCCCCAUUUUCUUGCUGCGAAGGCAAUGAAGGCGUGUCAUAUUAGCCGGAGUUUUCAGACUUAUACAGGAGCUAUCCAUCAGGUAGUAUGAGCGUGCAACGACGAGUAGGUCCGGAAGUUCAGGCUCACGAUUACAGUAUUCGCGCUCUCAUCAUCUGGUGAUCGUAACUUCAUCAUCUUUGCAGAGUUCGGUCUGUCUGUAAUAUCCUUUUAAACGGAGAUGGCGGGUUAGUCCCAUUCUUCAUUCUUUGACGACAGACCCCAAUCUGAAUAAGGUAGAGUAUCCUCCGAGCGCCUUCUUGCGAACCGACUCCCGAGAAAUGAGUUUUGAAAUCCAUUUCGGAACACACUUCCUGCAUUGUGCAUCCCGGACAGGUGAAUAGGCAUCCCCUGCAAUUUUAAUGCGAGGUCAUCCGUAGUACGAAGCAUUUCCACUUUCUACUGUCUGACCUAGCUUUCCUCCGAAAGUUAUCUUGUCCGAUCGGCUUUUACGAAUACUGCGAACCAAGUCUUUAGGAGCAAUUUUCGUAAUGUCAUUUCUAUUACUGACUGCUCUUCUAGUCGGAAUACAUGGUUCCAACGCCUCAGCCGGUAGACAGCCCAAUGUAAAACUAGGAUGCCGGACGCUCUUCUUAAGAAUUUUAUGCGCGCCCGAACACAUCAUUAGAGACGAGAAUAGAUAAAGACGAUGUAAACAAUGGAGAUACAUACUACUUAGAGAACACAGCCACUGUACAGCAAAAUUCUUUGCGCAUUCAUUACUUCCUGCGAUGACUGCUUGAUCGCUCUCAUAGUUGAUGAGUUCAAAUUCCUUUCUGAAACUUCAUACAAAUAAAAUCUUUAUUCCAGUGAUCGCAUUUCCCUCGAUCCCCCGGAAUUCGCCUUUGCGUUUUUCUUUACAAUGAUCCUCAUCUCGGAGACCUACGCAUAUGCAUAUUUAUUAGUGAAAAAUGCCGUGCCCAUUCGGAAAAUUGACAGGUAGCAAGUCCUGUAUUAGCUCGCUUAAGGUGGCGAACUCCGGAUAACGAGUACCGCAGUCCCUCCUGUAACCAAUCAGGAGGCGCGGGUGUUAUGCAUGUGAAUUUAACUCAGUAAGUGCACGUAGAUGCGUCGGAUAUUUUAGCAUACUACAAUAGUAGAAAACUACAAAACUAUCUAGUAGGAGCUGAAGGAAGACUACUGACUCCGUCUUAACCAAAACUUGUCAAUUUUUCAUCAUUUGAACUUUUGGAUUUUUUAUCGUUUGUCUGUAGUAAUAAUUUUAUUUCGAAUUGGCAAUUAAAAGAGCGGUUGCGGAAAACCCGCUAGGACCAGUGGAUUGCAUCGUUUUCAUCUACAUAUACGAAAAAAUUGUGAACAUAUCUAAAUACCUGCACAGCGCAGGAAUUCACAAAGGAUUUGCGCAGUUAAGUUUUCUUUGCUUCCCACGGACAUUUCUGCUUUCUCCUCUCCCUCGCUUUCUAUGUCUUCUGCCCUCAAAUUACCCCUUUUCUUUGCCUUCAAAAACGGCUCACAUCUGCCGAAUUGCCGCUUGUCAUCGUUAAAAAUAUAUUUGCUCCUGGACGCAGUUCGGAUCUAAAUAGAUGCGUAUUUUCCUCGUUUCAUCAAGUGUUCCCUUUGCACACCCAAAUAAAAAACUUUACUAGGGCUGAAACCUGUAUUAUCGUCGACAUGGCCAAUUGGGGAAAUAACUUGCGACACGUGGAGUCUCCGGUCGGCUCUGGCCAUAUGACCCUCAGUGUGCCUAUCAGAUGAAGAUAAAGAAGUCGAAGGUGAUGGGGAUGGUGGCGAUAAUGAUGGUGAUUAUGGUGGUGGCGGUGGAUGUGUUGUUGUUGCUGUUGUUGUUGUUGUUGUUGUUGUUGCUGCUGCUGUUGUUGUUGUUGCUAUUGAUGUUGUUGUUGUUGUUGUUGUUGUUGAUGAUUAUGAUAAUGAUGAUGAUGAUGAUGAUGGUGGUGGUGGUGGUGGUGGUGGUGGUGGUGGUGGUGGUGGUGGUGGUGGUGGUGGUGGUGGUGGUGGUGGUGGUGGUGGUGGUGGUGGUGGUGGUGGUGGUGGUGGUGGUGGUGGUGGUGGUGGUGGUGGUGGUAACAUUAGUUGUAUUAGGUGUUGUGCUGGUGGUGGUGUAGGUGUUCGCGAUUCUGGAUGUCAAUCGAAGGGAGUUUGUCUUCUCUUCAGCAAGACUAAAGUGGACCAUAUUUGACGGCGAGCAGCCCAAGUCCGGUGUACGCCCGCCAGGUUGACUACUGUUCGCCUAUGAGUGCCUGAGGAGAUCGAGCAAGUGCACUUAGAGGCAAUGGCGGGUUAACUGCUUUUAUAGACAGGCUCAGACCUCACCGAAGAUCGCCAAACAGUCCAUAUAUCGUGCUUGUUUCUCAAAAAAUUUCAUCUUUCUUAAAGGUAUUGCUCAAAUUAAUAGAUGCCGUCAUCCUUAAAAUUUUACUCACAACUUCGCACUUUAAAAAGAGCCCGCGUCUCCGCUGUUUUGCGCUUCUCACUUACACGCUACUUGUUUCAUCAAAAAAUGAUUCGCACACGCUUUUGAGUUCCAAGCGUGCUUUGACUGCUAUUGGCCACAUAGUUUGCAAUGCAAGUGUGCCCGAGUAGAGUAGAGUACACGCAAUUCCUCGAGCGUAUUUUUUGAAGCCUAAAAAACCUAUUUCUGCUGGAUUCCUUAGAGAUUAGCGUAAGUAUUUGACAAAAUACAUACUACUCAAGCAUUGUUUUGGGAAGAAACAACAACGGUUUUCUUUCCUUCCCACGGACAUUUCUGCCUUCUCCUCUCCCUCGCUUUCUAUUUCAUCUGCCCCAAAAAUAUCCCUUUUCUUUGCAAUCAGAAACGCCUCACUUCUGCCUAGUUGCCGCUUGUCAUCGUUAAGAAUAUAUUUACCGCUGGACGCAAUUCUAAUCUAAGUAGAUGCGUAUUUUCCUCGUUUCACCAAAUGAAAGCCUUUAUUAGGUCUGAAACCUGUAAUAUCGUCGCCAUGGCCAUUCGGGAAAUAAAUUGCGACACGCGGAGUCGUCGGUCGGCUCUAGCCAUAUGACCCUCAGUUCUGGUGCCUAUCAAAUGAAGAUGAAGAAGUCGAAGGUGAUGGUGAUGGUGGCGAUAAUGCUGGUGGUGAUGGUGGUUGUGAUGGAUGUUUUGCUGUUGUUGUUGUUGAUGAUGAUGAUGAUGAUGAUGAUGAUGAUCGUGGUGGUAGUAGUAACAUUAGUUGUAGUGGGUGUUGUGCUGGUGGUGGUGUCGGUGUAAGUGAUUCUGGAUGCCAAUCAAAUGGAUAUUGCCUUCUCUACAUCAGCACUACAGUGGACCAUAUUGGACGGCGAGCAGACCAAGCCCGGUGUACGCCCGCCAGGUUGACUAACCUUCGCCUAUGAGUCCCGUAGGAGAUCGAACAAAUGCACUUUGCAGCAAUGACCGGUUAAUUGCUUGUAUAGGCAGACUCAGACCUCGCCAAAAUUCCCAAACAGUCCAUAUAUCAUGCUCGCUUCCCAGAAAAUGUCAUCCUUUUUAAAGGUAUUACUUAAAUAAAUAGAUGUUGCCGAUUUUAAAUAUUUAUUCACAAGUUCGCAUUUUAAAAAAAUAUCUCGCGUCUCUGUUGUUGUUCUCUUCUCACUUACAUGCUACGUGUUUUAUCAAAACAUAAUUUGCAGACGCUUUUGAGUUCCAAGCGUGCUUUGACUGCUACUGGCCACAUAGUUUGCAAUGCCAGUGUGCCUGAGUAGAGUAGAGUACACGCAAUUCCUCGAGUGUAUUUUUUAAAGCCUAAAAACCUAUUUCUGCUGGAUUCCUUAGAGAUUAGAGUAAGUAUUUGACAAAAUACAUACUACUCAAGCAUUGUUUUGGGAAGAAACAACAACGGGUGAACGGAGAAGACGUGCGUCCAACUGACGCCUUUCACAGUGCAUGAAACGUUCUGUGAAUAUCUUGUACUCCAAGUCAACCUUUAAACUCGUAUUAAGUAAGUAUUUUUGUUUAAGAAUUUCUUAAAAUGUCAAACCGCAGUUUCGUAGAUUAUGAUGCGUAUCGCAGACCAUUUCUUCAGAUGAUUUUUGUCGUAAACGGUUGCAUUCGCUACUACCGGCCGUAUGAUUCAUCGAGUCACAGUGGAAGGGCCAACUUCGAUAGAGAGGGAUCUUUGACUCUUAAGCAAGGCACCUUUGAAAACCUACACUGCAAAAGGCAGAGCCGUCUGUCUUGCAUGUCAUCAUCCUGCGGAUGCGACACUUAAAACUGUUGAACACUGAUAUACAAUAGAUAUGUUAACGCACGAAAUGUGAACUGAAGUUCUGAAAUGCGUAUGACUCAAGUAGGGCUGUGAUAUUGGUUAACGUGCAGCAAAGCCCCACAAUGACUUGGUUAGCUCAGGAUGACGGCUUUCAAAUGAACUUAUUUCGGUCGCCUGCAAAAAAUAUACUCUGUAAAAAGUGACUACAUAGGCAGAAUGACUUUUCCUCACUGGUGUUUGAUGCUCUUAUAAAUUCAAAUGUAUCCCAUAGAAAACCGGCAUAAAAAUAUUUAUUUUCUUACUCAUUCAGUAGAAAAUUUCGUCUUCUUUAAAUUUUCUAUUUCAAAGAAAAAUAUAAUUUGAUUCUAAAAAGCUUCCAACUUUGAGAUUUUUUAGGACCGUGAAAUGCCAGUUCGUAAAGUAUCGUGUCCCAGCAGUGUAAAGUUUGCAAUAUGCUCAAAUCCAUGAAUAUAUUUUACGAAUCCCCAUAUGGCCUUCUUUAAACAGCAUACAGAAAUGCAUGAUUAUUCGUACAUGAAGAAUAUAAAGUUCGUAGUGUGGAAACCCUGAAUGCAAGUGAAAUGGCAUAUCGGUUUUAGAAGUUAUCCAUGGAUUGGAAAAGUUUUUUUGAAAACCGCAUUGCAUUAUAUCUUGAGAUGUAAAGUUUAAAGAAGACGUAAUUUGCUAGUGCGUGUGUAAAAUAAUGAAUAUUUUUAUGCAGCAACUCCAUGAAAUAUAUUUAAAUUUACAAUGGCAUCGAGAAUUAACAAGAAAAAUUCAUGCCACAUAAAUUGUCACUUUUUACCGAGUGUAGUUUUUGCAGGCUGCCGAAAAGAUCGUCGUUCGAAAUUUAUCAUCCUGGAGCAACUAAAUUAUUAGGGGGUAUGCUGAACGGUUAGUUAUAGUACAACCUUACUUAAGUAGUCUUUCGAGCCAAAAAAGCAAUUCAGAAUUUCCGUUAGCAGUUGACAAUUUUGCGCAUCCAAUGUAAAACCCUUGUACUACAGAAGGUUUUGCGCUAAAUUCCAGAGCGUACGCAUUACCGCGCCCUAUUUUUAGCCUGACCUUAAACAUGGUUCUCCAUAGAAUUUAGGGUAGUGCUUCCUUUAAAAAUUGGGAUACAUUUACUCGCAAACUACCCUUAUGUUUUUCGAAUCAUUAUCAUUGGAAUCACGUUUAUGUCUCCAACUGCAAUUAGAAAUGUUUAGUGAGGAAAGGACAAAUACAACGCGUUUCUGAACAUCGAAUAAACGUUGAGGCAGCAGCGCUUGCCUGCAUUUCAGAACCCAUUAGCUCAGGGCUGUUUUUUUUUAAUCCAGGCUGCUAGCCCAGCCGACUGUUAUUACUCGCUUAUGCGAUUAUACGCCGACUGUCCCGAUUUGCUAAAAACGCUCUCAGCUAUUGCGUGAACGACCAUGGUCAGCAGAUUACAGGGUUUAAGCCCUGGCGCAGUCGGAUUAAUUUUCUCCGGAGCUCGGCUUUGCGUAUUAGGCGGCGAAAUUUGAUUAUACCAACGCCUGUGUUUUUAUGACACCUUUCAACUUCGUUAAAGGACAUAUUUAAAUAGUUAUUGGUAAGUACUAUCUGGGAGUCUGCGGGGAUAAUCAUCCUGUUGGACGAUGUGCUGUUUCAUGAAAUGUUACGGAAAUUCUGAAAUGUGGUUUUAAUUCGAAAAGACUAGUACAGUAGGGUUGAAAAGCUACCGAUCUCAUGAAAUUUUGGCCAAAAUUCUAAAUGUGCUUUCGAUUGGGAAGGACUAAUUAGGUAUCUUUGUAAUGCUGAUUAUCAAUCCCAUAAUGCUAUAAUAUUUCGGACUCAACGGGAUGUCGGCGUUUGUAUGUACUUCUUUUGACCUCCUGUAGAAACCUUACUCGGUAAAAAAUGACUACUGAAAUAGCAUGCAUUUUUCACAUUGAUUUUCGAUCUUCCUAUAAAUUUUAAUAUUUUUUUACAAAACAUGCUCAAAAUAUGCCUUUCUUUACUUGUUUGAUAGUAAAUCGGUUCAUCUUCACAUUUUAUGCCCUAAGAAGAAGGAUAAUUGUGUUCUUUUAGAAGUUUCUUAAUUCCCGAAUAAUUUGGAGCCUGAUCAGUUUUUGCAUUAUCGUUUAUUGAUUUCAGUCUACAAAGUGCAUACUUUCCGUGUGAGGGAUAUCAUAUAUUUCUGUGUGCCUUUAAAUAGAGGCUAUAUAAAAUCUAUAAAAUUUAACAAUGGAUGCGGGUUAUGAUGUGCAUUUCAUGAGGAGUAUUGGUAAACAGACAGGUACGAUGCUGUGUGAAUGGUCAUUGACUGGUUUUAAAAAAUCUCACAAUUAAAGACCUCUUAACGACCUUACUCUACUCGUUUUUCGAGUAUACAAUGUAAAAAUUACGUAAAUUCCUAUCAAACGUGAAAACGGAAGUAUAUUCUUGUACAUUUCUUCUAAAAAAUAUAUUUGAAUUUUUAGGACCAUCGAAAAUCAGUGUGAAAAAUUCAUGCUACGUAAGUAGACGUUUUUCUGCCGCGUUUGUUUCCCACAUGACGUUUAGAAGGUGUGUAUUCAAAGGCUAGCACCCUGCUAAGUCCAAAAUAUUAUAGCAUUAUGCCGCAUGAUAAUCGGUAUUCCAACCCCAUUUAAGUAAUCUUUCCUAAUUGAUGGCCAGAAUUUUACGAGAUUAGUCACUCACUGUAAUGACCAUACAGCAUGAUUCUGAAAUAUUUCAGGCACACCAGGUUUCCGGCUUUUGAAGAAGCUUUUUCCGACAGUCGUCAAAUCUACGCUCCGCAAAAAUGAUUGCUUAAGUGGCACGCAUUUAUCGCAUUGAUGUUUAAUGCUUUUACAAUUUAAAAUAUAUUUUAUAGGAAAUAUGAAGAAAAAUAUUGUCUCUUGCAUAAAUUUGGUAGGACUUUACGUAUUCUUCAGUUUUUGUGCUUAAAGAAACAAUAUCUGUCGGUGAUAAAAAAGUUUCUGAUUAUGAGAUUCUUACGAUCGCGAAGUCUUAAUCAUACAGCCUCGCAUCAGCACAUUGAUUAGUGCUGCUUAUGAAGUGAGCAACAUGAUCCACAUCCACUGCAACAUUUCAUGAGCCCCUAUAAAACGUCUUCUUAGUAGCGAAAGAAAUAUGAUUUUGCUGACACGAAAACUAUACAGCAUGCAGUUUAGAGGCCCUGAGUGCAAGUGUAAUGCAUAUCGGGUUCAAAAUUACUUUACAUCGAAAAACUUUGUAGAACCAAAUAAUGCCCAGUCUUUAAUUUAGAAAACUUCGAUGAAGACGUACUUUGUCCCCGUACGGUAAAAAAUGCAUUUCGGUGCAUACUUGAAUAUAUAAGGGCAUCAAAAAUCUAGGGGAAAAUGCAAACCAAUUAAGCAGUCACAUUUUACGGAAUGUAGUUUAUGCUGGCUCAAAAACCGACACCCUGACACAACUGUAAUACUUUAGGAUCGUGUCCCGCGACAUUUAAAAUGACGAGGAUACUUAAGUAAUGUAUUCGAAUUAAAAACACAAUUCAGUAUUUCGGUUGAUAUUUCAUGUGAUAGCGCAUCUACUUCAAGGUACUGAUAGUAGUAUGCCUGACUCGACCUGCCUGCAGUGAGUUAAUACCCUUCGCGAUUGAGCGAAUGGUCAACCGCCUGUCACGGGCCGAUCAGCCAGUGACCGAGAAUUGACGCACAGGGAGGAGGGGAAAGAUCCGACCAGAGCGAAACCGGGCAGCUCAAAAAGUCAUUUGAAAUGCCUAUCGAUUUUUUAAUCGCGUGUGAUCUGUUUGCGGCCAGCAUCUUAACCCUUCAGGAAGCUGCCGAUAGAGUAGCGACUUCAUAAGCCCAAGAACAACGCCCGUCGUAUUGGUGCAUGUAGAAAGGCCCUCUGUGGGGUGCGUGAACACAUAAACUUAUGAAAAAAAGAAAAGGCUCUUUCGCAAAUCCAGUUUGCACCCGUGAAUUUUCAAACUGGUGACACCGACCCGUUAUCGGACGAAAUGAAUAGAAAAGAAAGUGAGAUCUGCCGACCAUAUCGGUUGGCGCGACAGGACAAACAGCGACAGACAGACAGCUGAUGCAUGGUGGGGGUGGCACUGAGUUACGGCAAGUUUGGAGCGGUGGAGAGGUGAGAGCUGUGACGGCUCCCUGUUCUGGAGGAGAAGAAGGGGGUUCGUGAAUCAGUAGGAAUUACGGGCGGCUGGUUGUUCGUACUGGAUGAGACCAGGGGUCAGCGCGCCGGCGUCGGAGGUGCUAGGACUUUCGAUUGUGGUUUGCCGUUACGGAUGGAGGGGCUGGCGAGACAGUGCAAAUCUACGUGGCCAGGUAGGAAUUAGCAGUUGUUAGGGCGGGGGCAUAAGUCAGUGAGCGUGUACGUAAACCCUCGCAGUGAGCGUCUAGACCGACAUGGCGGUUGAUGCUGCUCUUGUUAUAAUGCCAAGAUUCGGGGAAUUCUCGCGCCUGUCAGGUGUUAGGUACUGCAAGCAAUUCAGUACCGUCCCAAUCAGAGGCGGCGAUCACACUCAAAGAUGUAUGCAAAUACGAAGAACGGAGGGUCACGUCGUUGGAGGGCUAACUUAUGCUCGUUGGCACGAGUCCCAAGACGUCGGCCUGUAUGACCAAUAUAAACGCUACAGCAGAUAGCGCACGAGAUGCUGCAAAUAACAUUGGUUAGUUGUUUCUUGUGAAUGUGGUCCAUUACUCGGCACCCUUGCCUAUGUAUUGGGUCUCAUUUUGGCCUAAUUUGCUGGAGAGAACCAGGGUGUUACAGUAAUUAAACUGGUGUUCCUAAUGCGGGGAGACAAACCGCUCAAACCAAUACAGGAUUACAUCAAGGCUUCUUUCCCCACGUGACGCAAACUACAUGUUUUUUAAUUACAGAAAGAAAAAGCAACGCAUAUGCCUUGAAAGAACAGUUACCAAGCCUUUAUUUACAUGUCCGGCCCCAGUUGACGCUGGGAUAAUUAGUGUGCGUAACAUAAGGCUGCACUUCUAGCCAAAAAUGCAAACUCUUAUCUGCACUACGAAAAGGAACGCUGGCUGAUUUCGUCAACACUUGUUUACUGUGCUUUUUUUACAUGGAGCCUAUUUUAAGAAGUAUUUGACUGAGAACUAAGUCAUCUGUGUUGCCACUUAAUAAAAACUAACGAGCUAGCUGAAAAAAACGCUUUGAAGGCUCAGAAGACCAGAUGGAUAGAAUAGAUUUGCUUUCUGUAAAUUCGCGCCAUGCCAGUUCAUUUAUAUGAGAACGGAAUAGUAGUAAAGCAUGUCAUUGAUUUGAAAAAUCGGUUAACGUUCGCCUUAGAACAAAAGAUGGGUGUGGGAAUGUGGGGUGGGUGGUUGGCGGGUAAUAUUAGUCAAUGCCAGGGGCGAUGUGAGAUCGGAAUGGCACGUAAAGUUGCAUUUAGUUAACUGACUUUUGAUCAUGGUAGAAGCGGAGCCUGAACGAGGUUCUUCUGCACGCACAAGAUCGGCUUUGAAGAGUACAUACAAUACCUGUGCUAACUCAUUAAAUGCCGCGAUUAAAAUUAUAAUGGAAACUGAAACCUAUUUUGGGUGUUGUUAUUUGUGUUUAUUUAAUUGAAAUAAGGACAAAAAGGCCGUUUGCUUAAGAAAAGUUUGAUACGGAUCUGUAUUUUAAAUGGAAAACGGGCCGAAUUUAGGCGAAAUCGGAGGAUUCCUGAUAUUCAAGCAGUUUCCUACGCUAUUAAAGCUUUCGGAUGGAAAUUCUUUGUGUUACCUUAUUAAUCUGUUUAAGAAGAUUAAUAAAAGGACGAAAUUUUUUAAUAAACUUUCGAACAAAAAGAAAAAAUUAAAUUUCAAUAUCAAAAAAUCAGGGAAAUGCAGAUAAAUUAUUUCUUAUUGUGUUCAGGAAAUAACGUGCGAUUCUUUAUCUAAAAAUUGUAUUUUACAAAUCCGUAAAGUUUUAUGUUUCAAAAUAACGAAAUAAAAAGUUUAUCAGUGUGAUUGUUUUACCAGACCGAAAAUGCGUAUCGUAAACGAAUAUAUAUUGUGUUCGCGCGACAUGCCGUCACUUUUCUCUAUCACGCCAAACGAUAAACAUGUCUAAACAAUACUUAUCCGAAGUAGACUUCCAGCGCAUUCGAAAACUAACGGCGGAGGGAAUCCCGCGUGAGUCGUUAGCUAGUAUUUUCAAUAUUAGUAAGGUCACUCUGUGGCGCAUUAUUAAUGAUAAAAUUGUUCCUAGAAAUAAGAUAGGGUGACCCAAAUGGUCCACAAGUAAGCAAGACGACGAUUUUAUUCGUCGCACAUUAAAAAAGUUUCAUAACAUGCCAAUUGAGACCAUACAACGGGAACAUCUGCUAAUGUGUUCUAUGAACAUCAUUGGGAAAAGUAUGAAAGAAUUUGAACUGCAGCGGCGGAAGGCCAUGAUUAAGCCAUAUUUAAGUAGAAAACUAAUUAGAGAACGGCUUUUAUUUGCUGAGAAUUAUAUUGAUUACAGAUCUUCAUUUUGGAAGAGCAUUUUCUUCUGCGAUGAGGUUUUAUUUUUAGACGAGCCUACGAAAGAAAGAACUUCCCAAGAGGACGCACUACGCCGACGGCAACAUUCAAGAACUGUCGACGGAUGAUGGUUUGGAUGGCGAUUAAAUUCGGUGAGCGGCCUGUCUGGCGGUCAACAUCCGAAACCAUCAACUGCAAGGUGUUUAUUGCAAUUGUCAAGGAUGCUUUUGGCUACAACGGUAUGAGUCGGCGCCGAAUGGAUGCUGUAAUUUUACACGACAAUGCACCUGUCUACCGCUCUAUAGAGGUACGAAUUUGAUGCCGCUUGCAAAUAUAAUCCAAUAUUUUAGACAACAACCACCCUCUCCGCAAUUGGUCUCCAAUCCAUUUUCAUCCCGGCCAACAGUCCCGAUUUGAAUUCUAUCGAAAAUCUUUUUGAAAUAGUCAAAAGAAAUUGGCACAAAGCUAAGAAGACUCUUUCAAUGCAGGACAAAUUGGAUUUCAUACUCAAUAAUUGCAUUUUACAAUCCACCAUAGAUAACCUCGCCAGUUCUAUGUCUGACAGACGUUCUGCCGUUAUUAAAUCAAAUGGACAUUCAACAAAGUACUGAUUUUUUGUAACUGUUUCUGUCCUUAAUUUUGUUGCCCUUUUUUGCGCCCUCCUCCUUUAUACGUCCUCAUACGUGGCCUUUAUUAACUUGGUUGUGAUAUAGGCGUUUCUUGAAAAUGUUUACUUUUUUCGAAAACUAUUAUUUUUGUCUCAGUCAAUAAUAUUUUCUAAACCAAACUUUGCUUUAUUUCUUUGACACACCUUUUAUUUUCCGCUAUCAGACUUUGGAAGCCGUAAUUUUUACCGAUUCUGCAUUAAAGUCCUUUAUCUGUGUUGAUUCAUGACAUUUUAAGAGUAAGCACAGGUACUGUAAGUCUCACAGAGAUGAAGCUUUGAGGAGUAUUAACAGGAUGUAAUACCAAAUACGAAUGAUGAAGGUCCGGUAUACUCAUAAACUGUCCAAACCCAUUGCUCUGGGAAUUGACCACAAGAAAUUGUUAGAAUAAAUUGCACAAUGACGAUCGUGGAAAUAGUUGGAAAGUGGGAAGAAGGAGAUAAAGAGAAGGAGGAGGAGGAGGAGGAGGAGGAGGAGGAGGAGGAGGAGGAGGAGGAGGAGGCGGAGGACGGAGGCGAAGAAUAA
Messenger RNA from Spirometra erinaceieuropaei, 30660 nucleotides. The record is from the annotation of a GenBank genome assembly. NCBI's taxonomy places the organism in Eukaryota, Metazoa, Platyhelminthes, Cestoda, Diphyllobothriidea, Diphyllobothriidae.